Spirodela intermedia is the source of this 2257-nucleotide messenger RNA. NCBI's taxonomy places the organism in Eukaryota, Viridiplantae, Streptophyta, Magnoliopsida, Alismatales, Araceae. The record is from the annotation of a GenBank genome assembly.
AUGACGGGAGAAGAAGAGGAAGAAGAAGACGACGCGGCCUCGGCCUGGGCCGUGGAGGAGAAUGACAGAGACGGCGGCAGUCUCUACCCCAUGUACUUCGGGGCCUCCUGUGCCUUCCUCGCCCUCCACCUCCUCUCCGCCGCGAGAUCCCCGGACAUUGGAGGCGCAAGGCGGCGCCGCUUGGGGGAGAUGCUUCUUCAGGGCAGCGCCAGUCUCCUGGGCCUUCUCCUCUGGAGAGCUCAGAGGGCGGGGGAGGAGAUGGCGGCGCUCAGGAGGACCGAGGAGGAGGUCUCCCACCUGAAGAGGCUCAGGGCAGAAGACGCGAAAGCCAACGAGAAGGUGGUGGGCAUCUUCGCCUCCCGCGAGCAGGACUGGAUCGCCGAGAAGAGAAAGCUCAGGCUCCAGAUCCAGGCCCUGAUGGCUCAAUUUCGAGUCCUCGAUGUGCAGAAGCAAGAGGCCGCCGCCAACUUCGCCGGUAAGAUCUUGGAGAAGGAGGCGGCGCUGGAGGAGGAAACCAAGAGGACGGGGGAGUUGGAGGAGAAGCUCCGGGCGGCGGAGAAGGAGGCCCACGACAGCGCCGCCGAGAUGGGCCACGCCCUGCGGCGGGUCGAGGUGGCGGUGGCGGAGCUUGCAGAGGCGCGCCGUCAGAAGGACGCCGCCGAGUCUGCGGCGGAGGCGCUGACCACGGAGAUGGCGGAGAUGAAGAGAGACGGCGAGCAGAAGGAGAAGAUCCUGUCGGCGAUGCUUCACAAGUCAAAGGCGGACGCUGCAGAGAGGCUGGCGCUGAUGAAGGAAGUAAGGGAGAAGCAGGCGGAGAUGGAGGUGGAGAGGUUGAGGAGGAGGAGGAGGGCCUCCAGGGGAUUUUCCUCCAUGAAUGUGGAGCUUUCCCGCGGAAGAACCGGCUUCCACAACAGAACCCUUCUCGUCGAUUAUUUGGAAGCUGAGAGCUCGAGGGAGAGCGGCUUCAUCAACACCGCAGCCGCCAAUGCCGAUCACCUCGAUCGGUGCUCCGGAGAGGACGGCGAUGAAGAACUAGGUUGCAUUUAUUUUUUUUCAAAGUUGGCGUAUUUUUACAAUCAUUACUCUUAAAAUUUGGUCAGCCAAAGCUGCCGAACAUUAGAUUUGAUGCUGACGAAUAAAAAAACGUCACAGACGCCAGGAACCUGCAAGAGUGGGCUCGGUCGGAGGCGGAGAAGUACGCCGCCGUCCUCCGGCGCCGGCACCGCGCGGAGCUGGAAGCCUUCGCCGAUCAGAUGCGCCUGAAAGACGAGAAACUUGAGACCUACCGGCGGCGACUGAUCGGCAUGGAGCUCGAGUCGAAGAGGCUGCAGUCCCACGUCGAGGGCCUCGACGGCGGUCUUUCCUAUUUCAGGGAAGAGUGCGUCAAGCACGAAGCCCUGCUCCUGGACAGGGAGAGGGAGAUAAGGGCCCUGAAGAACCAACUCUCCUUCCCCAUGCAGAACAACCGGAGAAGCGACCCAGAUUGUGACUCCGCCAGAUCUCCGCUUCUCCGCUGGAGAAGACGAGAGGGCCCGCCGACGCCGGAGAAGAGCCGAGGAGAAACCAUGGCUGAGCAGGGCCCCCCGGAGACCAGUGCCGGGUCUAAGAUGGAUCUCCAUGCGCUGGGAGUCUCCUACAAGAUCAAGCGGCUGAAGCAGCAGCUCCUCGCGCUGGAGAGGCUCGCGGCGGCGCAGGCUCUGAGCCAGCCCCCUGGCGGCGGCGACGACGACGGCGACGGGAAGGAGGAGCAUCCGCCGAGGGGCUUCCUCCCGGCGAUGACCCUGCUCGGCAAGCAGGUGAAGAGAUACCAGACUUUGGAAGAGAAGGCGGACGAUCUCUGCAAGAGGAUGGUAAAUCCCCGUCUUCUUCUCCGUCCUCGCCUAGGAAAAGCUUCAUCUGGUCUUAUUACCCUAAAUGGUCUAAAAGAGGAGUUGACUCCUUUCAGUAUCGAGUUGGGAGGGGCAAGGAGCGGAGGGAAGCCCUCGAGGGCUUCCUAGAGGAGGCGUUCCAUCUCCAGCGGCACGUUGUGGCGUCAGGGCAGAAGCUGGUGGGUAUACAGUCGUGGUUGACCUCCGGCCUCAUCGCCGGCGGCGGGCCGAAAAGCGCCGCCGCUGAGUUCAACCUCGCGAGGUUCGCCGCCGUCGUGAGGAUCCUCUUCAGGGAAGUGCAGGUGGGCCUGGAAGGGCUGAUAGCUCGGAUCAUUGGCAACCUGGAGGAAACUCUGGCCUACGACGCCAUCCUACACGAGAGAAGAUAA